AUGGCCACAGAGGCGUGCAUGAAGGAACGAGACGAGAGCAUGCCUAGCUUUGGCAAAAUCAACGUGCAGGACAUUGUUGACGUUCGAAAGUGCAUGCACUCUGUGGUCAACGAGCUGCACGUACCAAAAUUGCUCGACAUGUUUGAUCAGGAUCGUGCGGUUGCAAACGCGCCCAACGGAUUGAUCGAUCUUCGAGCGGGGGUGCUCUUGCCCCAUCAUCCUCAAGACCUCUGCUACAAUCAGACGAGCGAGUACAUACCCGGCGCUUCAUUGCGGCCCACCUCCAAAUUCCGGACGUUUCUGAUGGAAGUUCUCCCACCGGAUGCAAUUGAUUGGCUCCAGAUGUUUCUGGGAUAUUGCCUCACCGGCGAGACGUCGGAAGAGCUUUUUGUCAUUGCAAACGGGUUGUCUGGAAGCAAUGGAAAGGGAGUGUUGAAGCAAGCACUCCGGAAGGCAUUCGGAAGCUACAAUUGCGCCGGGAACAAGGCCAUAUUCAUCAAGCCAACGUUCAAGGCAAACGCUUCCGCAGCAUCAACCCAUCUCAUGCAGAUUCGGACCAAGAGGCUUGUGACAAACGAUGAAUCCGAAGGGGUUGAAGAGCUCCAUGCAUCGUUUGUGAAGGAGGCAAGCGGCGGCGGCGAGCUCGAUGCGCGCGAACUCUUUUGCAAGCCACAAAACUACGUUCCCCAAUUCAAGCUGUGUCUCUUCACCAACUUCAGGCCCCACUUUCCAAGCGACGAUACCGCCUUGAUCCGACGGAUUGUGCUCAUCAUGUUCAACUAUACAUUCAAAAGUCCUGACGAGCUCGAUGCUUCCAAUAGGUGGCACAAGCCCAUCGAUCUGAGUCUUAAACCCUACUUUGAGUCGGACGAGGGGGCCGCAGACACUCUGGACUUUUGCGUUCGAGGGGCGAUCAUGUACUAUGCCAAGAAGGCGCUUGCACCCACUGCAAGGGUCCUGUCUCCAAUCCCCGUGGCAUUCAAAGCGGCAGCAGACGAAUACGCCGGAGAGAAUGACAAGCUUCAAGCGUUCAUAGACGAGACAGAGGAGGAACUUAGGGCCGAAGAGAAUUGA
Messenger RNA from Klebsormidium nitens, 1074 nucleotides. The record is from the annotation of a GenBank genome assembly. NCBI's taxonomy places the organism in Eukaryota, Viridiplantae, Streptophyta, Klebsormidiophyceae, Klebsormidiales, Klebsormidiaceae.